Penicillium antarcticum is the source of this 1875-nucleotide messenger RNA. Its product is annotated as putative flavin-binding monooxygenase. Lineage: Eukaryota; Fungi; Ascomycota; Eurotiomycetes; Eurotiales; Aspergillaceae. Bases 1 to 1875 code for a protein of 624 amino acids. The transcript has 5 exons. The record is from RefSeq and is a predicted model, not a curated record. Gene Ontology annotation, molecular function: NADP binding; flavin adenine dinucleotide binding; N,N-dimethylaniline monooxygenase activity.
AUGGCUACAACAUUAACAGGGGGAAAUCCACACAUAAUCCAACUCCCAACAACACCGCCAAGCACCUCCAUCGACGCGCGCACAAUCGCCCAACAAUGGCUGUCAGCUUUGUCAACCCAGCUCUCGAGCCCAGCUUCCCUGAAUCUCGCAGGCCUCUUCCACUCUGAAUCCUGGUGGCGCGACAUGCUGGCAUUGGACUGGGACAUGCGCACAGUAAACGGUACACCUCAAAUCGCAGACUUCCUCAGGAAGCACCAGAAUAAAGCAAAGCUACACGGCUUCCGCCUGCAAGAUAACGGUCAAUUUCAGCCACGCCUGGAACAAGUAGUUGACGGUCUGAGCUGGGUUUCUUCAAUUUUCUUCUUCGAGAGUGCUGUUGGGACUGGAACUGGUAUGAUGCGACUGACGCAGGGUGCUGACGAUGCUUGGAGGGCUUAUGCUGUUUAUACUUCGUUGCAAGAGUUGAAAGAUGCUCCUGAGCCCUUGGGGAAGAGGAGGGUUGAGGGAACGACCGAGUCUAUGCCUGGUGGGUUGGCUGGGGGGACUUGGAUUGAGAGGAGGGAGAGACAGAAGGAGUUUUUGGAUGAGGAGCCUACUACUUUGGUUGUUGGUGCUGGUCAAGCUGGAUUGAAUAUGGGUGCGCGUUUGCAGAGUAUCGGGAUCUCGUGUUUGAUCGUUGAUAAGAAUGACCGCGUUGGUGACAGCUGGCGUAAUCGGUACAGGACACUUGUUACCCACGAUCCAGCCGAAUUCACACACAUGGCCUACCUCCCCUUCCCACAGAACUGGCCGCAGUUUACACCAAAGGACAAAUUGGGCGACUGGUUCGAAGCAUAUGCAAGUAUCAUGGAGUUGAACGUCUGGGUGAAGACUUCCGUCGUCUCAGCGGACUAUGAUGACCCCACUGCAAAGUGGACAGUAGUUGUUGCUCGUGGUGAUGGCUCUCAACGGACAUUGCACCCUCGCCAUAUCGUUUGGUGUACUGGCCACUCCGGCGAGGCACAUAUUCCCUCGUUCCCGGAACAGGAGUCCUUCCAGGGUAAGGUGUAUCACGGCAGUCAGCACCGUGAUGCUUCGGAGUCAGAUGUCCGAGGAAAGAAGGUAAUUGUUGUCGGAACUGGGAACAGUGGUCACGAUAUCGCGCAGAACUAUUACGAGAAUGGGGCAGAUGUUACUAUGCUGCAGCGCAGUGGUACAUACGUCUUGACUGCUGAUAAGGGUGUCUUCAUGAUGCACAAAGGCAUGCACGAGGAUGGCGGACCUCCAACCGAAGAAUGCGACAUCGCUACAGAAAGUCUCCCCUGGCCCGUCCAACUCGCCUUGAGCGUGCACAUGACGAAGCGCAUCGCAGAAGCCGAGAAAGAAACUCUAGAUGGACUCCGCCACGCCGGCUUCCAACUCGAUUUUGGUCCCGAUGGUGCGGGUAUUGCACGCGCAUACUUCACCCGCGGUGGCGGCUACUAUAUUGAUGUUGGAUGCAGCCAGCUCAUCAUUGACGGAAAGAUCAAGAUAAAGCACAGCCCCGGCGGUAUCAAUGGUUUCAGCAACCAUGAGCUACGGCUAGCAGAUGGUGACUCUCUGCCUGCUGAUAUGGUCGUUCUCGCUACUGGAUAUGAUAACAUGCGUACGACUGUGCGCAAGGUUUUGGGUGAUAAAGUUGCAGACAAAUGCUCUGAUGUUUGGGAUUUGGAUGCUGAGGGCGAGGUCCAAGCAAUGUGGCGUCCCAGCGGUCACCCGGGCUUCUGGUACCAUGGAGGAAAUCUUGCGUUGUGCCGUGUUUACUCCAAGUUCAUUGCGCUUCAGAUUAAGGCUGUCGAGACCGGUCUGUCUUCCGGGGUCAGACAGCAGAGUUUGAAUCGAGAGACCAAGAUCUAG